AUGACGAGUCACUACAGAAACACCAUCUCUAUUGUUUAUCUCUUGUUUUGUCUCUUCAUGAUCACAUCUUCUUCUGCACCUUCCCUCAUUCGACAAUUCACUGAUGACUUGAACACAAAUCUGAAACAGGAAACCGGAGCAGAACCAACAAACCUGGAAGAAACACAUUACUUACGUAAACAUCAAGAGAUCACAUCUCGUGACUAUAAAGUCUCAGCUUCAAGCGCAGUAACGGGUCUAAGACAUAGUCGUCCAUCUACUUACUCUUUAAAGAUGGAGUCUUUCAACACACUCCUUAAGUCAACCAACGCAGAGAGAUUCGAUUCUCGUCCUUUUCCGGUUGGUGAACACAACUGGACUCUUGUCGUGUACCCUAACGGGAACAAGAAGGAUAGUGGUUCAGGGUACCUUUCGCUUUACGUAGCCAUAGACAAUUCGACUCUCGUCGAUUCACAUCAAGUGGUUUACGCGGAUCUCAGAUUUUACAUCUUCAACAAGAAGGAGAAGAAGUACUUCACCAUUCAAGAAAGUUUCAGGUGA
Molecule: messenger RNA, 540 nt
Organism: Eutrema salsugineum
Lineage: Eukaryota; Viridiplantae; Streptophyta; Magnoliopsida; Brassicales; Brassicaceae
Exons: 4
Coding region: 1-540 (179 amino acids)
Molecular function (GO): protein binding
Source: RefSeq, a predicted model, not a curated record